Molecule: messenger RNA, 3242 nt
Organism: Misgurnus anguillicaudatus (oriental weatherfish)
Lineage: Eukaryota; Metazoa; Chordata; Actinopteri; Cypriniformes; Cobitidae
Source: RefSeq, a predicted model, not a curated record
UAAACAUAGUGAUGAGACGCGACCACUGUAGAAAGCGUCUGUAGCGCACGCGGCUUUAUGAGAUUGCGCAGACACGCGCUAACGGGAUGACGGACUGGAUGAGCUGAAGCGUUUCACAAACCUCUGAUCUUUACACAGCACAAUAACUAAAAACAAACAAACAAGAAACUUCAGACGGAACAUUUCUAUUAAAAACAGCAAGGAUAUCGGUUAAUGAUGACUAUAGACGCGCCAGUGAUUUUGUCCGCACUUUUCUUUACAAUUAUUGCCAUCAUAGUUGCGUCGACGCUUCUGGCGAGGAAAUCUGCGCCAAAGAAAGAAACCAAGAGACGCGAGGAGGAGAACUCAGAUUUGAAUCAAUCCAGAGACAGAGAGGAGACAUCUGUUGCUCAUGUAAGAGCUGAGAUACAUCAACAAACACCUGUGCAGGCAGCGGAAGACGUAGAGGAGAAGAUCGUCACUGAGCUGAAAAAUGAGGAGGCCGUUACAGUCGCCCCUGUUAUUGAGGAGGUUAGUGUUGUGGAGGAAACAUAUGAUGUGGAACCUGAAGUCAUCUCUGUUCAAGUGGCACCUGUUCAGGCAGCUCUAGUGCCAGAGCCUGUUCCUGAGGAUGUUGUAGAACCCACACCUGUGGAGAAGCUCACCCAUGCACCAGAGCCAGUGGCUGCGUUAAUAGAGGAGCCAGUGGCAGAACCAGUCACAGUGGUGCUCAGGUCCGAGUCUGCCCCUAAGCCAGAAUCUGUGGCCAUCUCUGAACUUGAAUUUGUGCCUGUCUCUGAAUCGGAAUCUGUGCCCGUCUCUGAACCAAAAUCUGUAUCCAUUCUUGAAACUGAAUCUGCGCCCAUCUCUGAACCGGAAUCUGCGCUCGUGGAAUCUGCGCCCGUCUCUGAACCGGAAUCUGCGCCCAUAUCUGAACCGGAAUCUGCGCCCGUCUCUGAACCGGAAUCUGUGCAUGUCUCUGAACCGGUAUCUGCGCCCUUCUCUGAAGCGGAAUUUUCACCCAUCCCUGAACCGGAACCUGCGCCCGUCUCUGAACUGGAACCUGCGCCCGUCUCUGAACUGGAACCUGCGCCCGUCUCUGAACCGGAACCUGCGCCCGUCUCUGAACUGGAACCUGCGCCCGUCUCUGAACCGGAACCUGCGCCCGUCUCUGAACCGGAACCUGCGCCCGUCUCUGAACCAGAACCUGCGCCCGUCUUUGAACCGGAACCUGCGCCCGUCUCUGAACCGGAACCUGCGCCCGUCUCUGAACCGGAACCUGCCCCCGUCCCUGAACCGGAAUCUGCGCCCGUCCCUGAACCAGAAUCUGUGUCUAUCCCUGAAUUGGAAUCUGUGCCAGUCUCUAAACUUAAAUCUGUCCCUGUCUCUGAACAGAGAUCUGUGUCUAUCCCUAAAUCCAAAUCUGUGCCCGUCCUUGAACCUAAAUCUGUACCCAUCCCUGAACCUAAGUCUACGCCCAUCCCAGAAUCAGAACCUGUGCUUGUCUCUGAAUCCUUGCCCGUCCCUCAAUCCUCACCCAUCCCUGAACAUGAAUCCUUGCCCCUCCCUGAACCUGUCCACAUCCCUGAGCCACAACAUGUGCCUGAAGCAAAAUCUGGCUCUGCUCCUGAACCAGAAUCUGUGCCGUCACUAGAAUCAGAAUUUGCCCCCAAUCUUGAGCCAAAGUCUGCACCCAUCCCUGAACUGGAAUCUGUGCCCUCCUCUGCACUGAAAUCUUCACCUAUACCUAAACCGCAAUCUGCUCCAAUCCUUGAAUCAGAAUCUGAACCCAUCCCAGAGCCACAACCUGUGCCUGAAGCAAAAUCUGAAUCCGUCCCUGAACCAGAAUCUGCACCCAUCCCUGAACAUAAGUCUACACCCAUCCCAGAAUCAGAAUCUGCGCUUGUCCCUGAACCAAAAUCUGAAUCCGUCCCUGAACUGGAAUCUGCUCCAAUCCCUGAGCCAAAGUCUGCACCCAAUCUUGAAUCAGAAUCUGAGCUCAAAUCUGCACUCGCCUCUGAGCCCACCCCUGAACCAUCAUCUGCGCCUGCCCCAGAGACCUCUCCAGCAGCUGAAACUGUUCCAGAGAUCGUAGAGCUUAAUGAUGUUGCAGCUGCGCCAGGGAUAGAUGAUGGUGAGACCCCCGCAAUCGUGCCUGAUAAGAAGAGGACCACCAAGUUUGAGGGAAGAUUGACCAAAGAAGAGAUGGAGGAAGAGCAAAGGAUAGAGUUCACAAAUGACUUUACCACUCUUUAAACGUCAGCAGGCGAUAUUGCCUGUUUCAGGUCACUGAGUUGCUGAGUAAGCAGAACUUGGUGGGCGAGAGGAAACAGUGCCCUAAAAAUGAACCUUCAAGACCUUCAAGGGACAACUUUUAUUGACUGUGUCAAAAAAGUAUUGAGAUAAUAAGCAUUGCUUUUUUUUAGUCUUUUUUUUUUUGUAUAGGUCACAUUGCAGGAUGGCCUAUGAAUAGUGAGCUUUAUCAAGCAAAAUGCCAAAGAAUAGAAAAUAAUUAUAUUAUUAUUUAAAUGUUUUGUCAUAAGGAAGCUUUCUUUUAGUUUAACAGUAUUGUUAAAUGUCCCUUACAAAAAGAUUUAAGACUGUAAAUAGAGGAAUUGUCAGUAAACCAGCUGUUUACUGUUGUUUUUGUUUGUAUUUUCUUUCUUUAAUCAUUUAAAAAUACACAUUGUAUCCAGCAUGCUCUUCUGAAAUAUCAGCACGACUCCUUGUGGACAGACAGCGCUAUGGCGACUGUAGAGUCAGAGUUUCAUGAAAUAAAGAUGAUGGAUUUUUUUGUUGUAAUUGUGGUAUAAUAAUUAGGGUAAUGGUUGAACCUCUCACAUAACAUGACCAGAUCAAUGUAUACAUCAGAAUUACAAAAAAUAAUUACACUUUUAUGAAAAAAAGCUUUUUUUGUUUUAUUUAAUGGCAAAAUUCAGCCAUUUAAUAUUUCUCACAUUUCUGCAAUGCAAGGUUUUAUCUUCAUGUCAAAUUAGUAUGAAUUUCUUUUAGAUUAAGUACUUUUAUCAGUUUACAAAGGAUCAGAAGCAAUUUCCAUAAAGUUAAGCUAUAGAGACAAAGUCAGAAUAGAGAAGAGAUUAUGAAGAGUUUUUUUUUUUAAUAAAUAGAAUUGAUUUAUAGAAAGUGUUUUAAUUGUAGUUUAAGUUGGAAGCUCAUUACACCACAGAGGAAAAAAGAAAGUAAAGAGAAAGUGGAAGGUUUGUACAGUAUGUCACUGAGAAAAGCGUAGAAACGUGCCUGGA